Molecule: messenger RNA, 628 nt
Organism: Symbiodinium pilosum
Lineage: Eukaryota; Dinophyceae; Suessiales; Symbiodiniaceae
Source: the annotation of a GenBank genome assembly
GUUGGUGAGAUGAUGAUCGUCGUGAACGAGGAGUCAGCAAAGACAGAGAAGGUGAAGGAGGUGGUGGCAGCUGACGAGGCUGUCGCUAGUGAGGCGGCCGGGCAGGCCAACGCCAUCAAAAAGGAGUGCGAAGAAGCCCUGGCUGAAGCCAUGCCGGCCUUGAACGAAGCACUGAAGGCCCUGGACACCCUUUCUGGCAAGGAGAUCGCUGAGGUUAAGGCCAUGAAGAAUCCAGCAGCGCCCGUUCGCCUUGUCCUGUCAGCCGUCUGCGUGCUGCGCAAUGUCAAGCCAGUUCGUGUCAAGGACGACACGGGAAAGAUGGUGGACGACUUUUGGCCGGCCGCUGUGAAGAUGAUUUCGGACAUGGGCUUCCUGCAGUCUUUGCAGACUUUCGACAAGGACAAUAUUCCUCCGGCAACCAUCAAGAAGAUCGCAGAGUACACUGUGAAGGAUGACUUCCAGCCAGAUCGCGUGCUGAAGGUGUCCACAGCAGCAUGGGGCCUUUGCAUGUGGUGCCGGGCGAUGGAGACGUACGACCGCGUUGCAAAGGUUGUUGCACCCAAGAAGGAGAGCCUGGCUGAGGCGGAGUCGUCUUACAACGCUAUGAUGGAGAAGCUCAAUGCAAAGC